AUGGACCGACGCAAGGAUAAUUUCCACAGCUUUAAUGGGCCGAAUGAUCAAUUCCCAUUUAUCUUGAUGGCUGGUUGUAAGAACCUCGAUGCUUUACAUUCUAUCUGCGGUCUUCAAAACUUUCACAUAGCGACAUCCAAUCACCAGCAGCACCCACGCUCAGGUGGUUUUCCAUGCUGUUUCGAAGGAAAAUGUUUGGGUGACAUCGAUUACUUCUACUACAAGAUGGGUAUUCUCGAGAAAUAUGACGAAGAAGAUCAUAAGCGAAGUUGGUAUUGGAGAAUGAAUCUGUUACAACAGGAAGUACGAAAAAUCGUCACACGACCCCGUUUAGAAUCUGCAUAAAUUUUCAAAAUAUUCUGAUCAUCGACAACCAGUAAUUCUCAUCUAACGCCGGAAAGUUGAAUUCGCAGAGAAUUGCCAACUAGGAAUUAUUCAAGAUAAUCAAAACCGAUAAACUACCCUCAAUACUGGCAGACUAAUUUUUGAGCCAACUGUCAAUAGGCUGACAUCUUCCUUAUUUUUCAAUCUCAUUCAUUCAUUCAAACGAUUU
Botrytis byssoidea is the source of this 553-nucleotide messenger RNA. RefSeq lists its product as uncharacterized. Bases 1 to 345 code for a protein of 114 amino acids. The transcript has 2 exons. The record is from RefSeq and is a predicted model, not a curated record. NCBI's taxonomy places the organism in Eukaryota, Fungi, Ascomycota, Leotiomycetes, Helotiales, Sclerotiniaceae.